Molecule: messenger RNA, 7560 nt
Organism: Catharus ustulatus (Swainson's thrush)
Lineage: Eukaryota; Metazoa; Chordata; Aves; Passeriformes; Turdidae
Exons: 2
Coding region: 1312-2364 (350 amino acids)
Source: RefSeq, a predicted model, not a curated record
GCCCUGUCAGGGGCUCUGAGCUCUCCCUGGAUCCUUCUCUUCUCCAGGUGAGCCCCCCCCAGCUCUCCCAGCGUGCCCUAAACCACCACAGAACUGCCCCCCUCUUUGACCAAGGGACAUGCAAUUUGUCUUUCCCGCUAAUGAAAAUUAUGUCAUUCCUCUGGAUGUUGGAGCAAUCCAAGUUUCACAUCAAGGACAUGUUAAGGGCCCUUUCUUGCCUGCUCUGCUGGAAAUUCGGGGAUCUACCACAGCCCAGGGUUCACCACAUGAGAUGUGAUGUUGGCCAGCAGAGGGGAUUUGCCAGCAGACUGCUUUGAAGUGCUCAGUAACCAGAAUCAUCUCCUUCCCUAGAUGCAGGUGGGUCAGUACACCUCUUACCUCUUGGGCAGAGAAGCUUUCCUUUGUGUCAUCUCCCCUGGAGUACUCCACAUUUUUAAAUUAAUAUUUUUAGGAAGAAAUUAUAAACCUUUUGUACAUUCAUGUCAGAUAGUCCCACCUGUAGCUGCUUGCAGCAGGCACAGCAUUUUAGUAAUCUGCAGUUUUGACCAUAAAAGACUACAGUCUUUCCUACUCAUUAUUGAUGAUAAACCUUUUUAUUAAGCUUAUUUUGUCUGGAAUAGUUCUCUGAGGUCCCUUCCAGUUAAUUUUCCUGUCUCUGAUAUCCAUGGAUGGAGAAAAGAAUUUGAUUAUGUAGUAUCUUUUGUAUAAUCACAAGGCCAUAGCCAUGCAUCCGUUUAGCUGUAAAUAUUUUUGAAAUUAGAAUUGAUACUGACAGAGAGGAAGAUACUUGGGGCAAUACAGGCUUAAAUGUUGGAUUAAACCCUGAAUUCAGAGCACCUUUGAGUAAACUAAAGGGGCACUCCCACCAGGUGCAGUCACAUGAGCUACAGGCAGGAGUGAUGCCCAGGGAGGUACUUUGUCAGGCACAGUGGGCCACAACCUUUUGCUCUGCAUUGUGAAGAGUGACAGCAGUAGUAUUUUUCAUCAUUUUAAUGGAAAGAUAAAUUAAUCUUUUAAAAACAUAAUGAAAUAUCUUCAACUGUAUCCAGUGUUUACUUUCUUGGCAAAGCUUGAAAUUAUUUUAGGGGAAUCUCAUAUACACCUAUGUCAGCCUAUGUUUGGGGACUCCCUUUGAUGGUUGUUGCUGAUGUUGAAGACAGGAAAGCAACAAGAACGUGAACUGAGACCAUGCAGCAGCAGCCAAGAUUUAUCUAUGUUCACCCCUUGUACAGUGGCUUCGAAUUUCCCGUACGAUCGUGAUUGGCUAAAGGUCUUAGCUCUGCCCGGCUCACUGGCCAAUGAUACGGUUCAAUGAUUCGUGGUUCAAAGGGAUUGGCUGGGGUCCCCUUGUUUGAGCUUGAAUUCAGCCAAUCACUUUCAUACCUGGGACUUGUUUACUUCUAUUAUCUAACAGCUAGGCUGGUCCAAAUUACCUAUGCAGCUACAGACGAGCUGGAGCUGUCACAGCAGGUGACUUUGGAUAUUUCUUUUCUUAUUGGUCUCAGCCUUCUUACUGCUCUUUUCUUUCGGUUCCUGACUUUAAGCAGCACAUCCCUGCAUUCACAGCACUUAUGUGAUGCCACCCAAUUACUGCUCCCUGGGCCUUUAUCUGCACUGGUGUUACCAGGCUCGCUUGUGCUGGGCUCAAGCCCCUGUCCUUUGCUCUUUCUUGUGACAUCAUCAUUCAUCCCUAGCCUUCCAACCUUUAGAUUCCUUUUUGAACCUUCCUGCCACAGGUUUCACUUUCUCUGUCCACAGCUGUCUUUGGGCAUCCUCAGCUGUGCGUAUCUCCAAGACGAAGAUUCACAGAUCUCCCUACUCCUGUUCUCACCCUGCAGCUGUGCUUCAAAUCCCUCUGCUUUCAGCACUGCUUUGAUGGGCUGCAGUGGCUGCUUGUCACCACCCCUGUCCUCCUCACCUCCUGUUCCUUUUACAGUCCAACAGUUCUCCCCAGCCGUCUUGUCUUCAGGUAUGGACACGGUUUCCUUUUCCUUUGCCCUGGUUGACACCCUCAUUUUUUUCCUGCCCCAUUGGAAACUCACAGAACACUUGAUGAACAAACUUGUUCUGAUUUCCAGCGACCCUCGGAGGGGUUCCAGGACCAGGAGGCUGUGGGAGCUCCCUGGCUGCUCAGUUUCGGCUUUCAGGCUCCACCAGCAGGAGAACGAGCAGGGCAGUCACAGCUGCAGUGUGAGCACCAGCCCCUGGCUUUGUCAUGGUGAUUGGAUUUUCAGUCCCUCUUUGCUGUCUUGGCAACCUGAGGUCAAAGAACAUAGAUGCUUCACUGUCUGGCAGCUUCUGCAGCUUUUCUGCUUUGGGCUUGUGGUAAAUGAGGUAGUGAAAGACGUAGUUUUAAUCAUCUAGAGGUAAUUCAGACAGUUGCAGAGAAGUACAUGAACUAACUCAAGAUUUCUUUCAAAUCUUCAACUGUUUGGUUUCACAUAUUUUUUCUCAGGGGAGAUUUUUGGAAUUACUAUAGCAGUAAACAUUGGAUUAAACUUAGAAUUUGCUGGAACCAUUUCCAUAGCCAAGGGCAGCUGCCUUGGCCAAAGGCUUUGAGCAGAGAAUUGUUUUCACUCCUGUUCUUAAACUGUGAGAGCUCACAUGAAGCUGAUGUGCUGCUGGCUUUGUACCCGCGCCUGUCCAAGAGUCAUCUAUGACCUGGGAUCACACAGACCUUGGAAUUAAGAGAGAAAAAUCAUCCAGUAUCUAUGAACAUAUUAUGUUUUCAUUUCUCUGUUUCUAAUUUUCCCCUUUUUAGACUCAAAAUUACUAUAAUGAAUGUUUUGAAUUAUUUAAUUUCUGAUUCAUAAAUCAACACAGAUUUUUUUUCUAGUCUAUAUAUUAUUUAUAUUCUGCAAAAAUUUUACUCACCAAAACAAAACUAGUUCUUCCAGCCUCUGAGACUGAAAGGGACGACAUGGUGGUGGUUAGUGGUGAGUUGGCAGUGCUGGGUUAAUGUUCCUAGAGGUUUUUUCCAACCUAAAUGAUUCUGUGAUUCUACAAAGUUUAUCUUCUUUAUUUGAAAAUAAUUCUGUGAUUUACCUAGUGGAGUCUGUCCUAUAAACGUGCAAAACAUUUUACAGUUACAUGUCUAAUAAAUCAAACCUGUGCUUUGGUCUCAGGACUGUCUGUCCAAAGCGUUUGUAUGUUGUAAAUAUGGGCUGCAGUCUUUAAAGCUGGGCUGUCUCUAAAAACAUCAGAACCAUGCAGAAACCCCCUCAGUCUCCAGAUGAAAACUUUGUGUAUUGAACACAGAAGCUUUAGGAGGCUUGGUUUAAAUCAGUGUAAGUACUUAUAUUUUAAAAUAUUUUUUCACCAUUUAUUGCUUCUGUUAUGUCCUUUGCCCCUAGCCCUUCUUGUGUUUUCCAAAGAAGAGAUGCAAACUAAAAUCCUAUGAAACAAUACACUCCAAAUCUGUCCUUAUUUACCAGCUGGAAAAGAUUCACUUGCCCGUGUUUUGAAACACAUGGAUUUGUUUGUCACUGGAGUCAGCUGUGUGGUUUUAGGCUCAAUAAGCCUAUCAGCCAUUUGGGAACCUAAACACAGCAGGUGAGCCAGCAGUGUUAUACCGAGCAGCAUCACUGGGAUAGGGACCUUGAGCAUCCCGUUGUCCUGUGGGUUUGAUGAGGUGGCUGAGGGACACGGAGCAGAAACCUGCCCUGUGCCCAGGUGGGAUUUGCCUUCUUGGAAGGCUGUCGGGAGAAAAGGGAGCAGGCAGCUGGAGCUGGCCUGGAGCUUUGUGUGGGAAGUUGGAGGGAUUUACUGUGCUUUGGCAGCUGCUGCCAAAGGUUGUGAGGAAUUAACAUGGUAAGGUGUUACUCUGAGGACUGUAGUUCUGUUAUACUGAAAUGCCAGUUAUUCCCGAUUUACCUGCUGAUCUCCCCAGCUGGAAUCACUGCUCCUCUUUCCUUAAUCUCGGUUGUGAGAUGUUGGAAACCAUCUAUGUUGGAAACCAAUCUUGGAAUAACUCUCCAAAAGACUUGCUGAAUUCCUGUUGACAAGGGAUUCAGUAGUUCUAGUACUAAGCCUUUUUUGUGUGUAUCCAAGUGUCAAUUCCAUAUUGUUCCUUUGCAAAAGUGCCAGAUAGCAGUUGGAUGUACCAGCACUGCUGCCUCUUUUCAAGUCCUGUCCCAGUCAGAGCACAGAGGUUACACAAAUCCACAUUGAUUACCAUUAAUGGUAUUUCUUCAGAAUUCCUGAAUAGCUCUCACUUUCUCAGUGGCCUUUUGAAGCCUCAACUGUCCUUGUCCCUAUGACCUUUUGGAAGGAUCUGCCAGCUUGUUUUGCCGCAGCACUCUGGGACUGCUCCAGCUGCCUUGUUCUGGAAAAUGAGCAUUACUGCUCCAGGGAAGCUCACUGCCUGAUUCCAUAUGGAACUUCUCUGGUGUGAGUUGCACAGGUUAUCCCAAAGUUCUAGCUGUAGCAGCUACUAACUUUGGAGGCAGGGCUGGGCAGUGGAGCCUCCAGCUGCUCCCCCCACACAGAAAAGGGGUUUUGUGUUUUCCAGGUAUUUUUCUUGAGCACUUUCAUCUUCUUUAGGAUAUCGAGUGUGCUGCCGUGCCCAGAGGUGUGUUGGCUCUUGUCCCAGCAAAGACUGGAGCCCCCAGUGCUGCCCUAGAAUGCUUCCAGCCUAGCAAGAGAGGUAUGGCAUAAAGAGAAAUCAGCCAUCCUGGUUCCCGAGGAGCUGCUUGCUGCAGCUCCUUCCUGCCAGCAUCUGACAGACAUUUCACAACCUCAGGCCAAGCUGUCAUUGCCUCAGGAAGUGUUUCUGGUCUCUUGCCUAAAUCUCCCUCACGGCAGUUUCAGUCCACUGGUUCAUUCCAUGUUUCCUGUGCAUGUGGGGAAGAUUUAUUCUCCUUUUAUAGACUCUGUAAGGUUGGAAAAAAACGCUAAGAUCAUCAAGGCCAGUAGCUGCAGUUGUGUGUCUGUGUGGUGUGUUACUUGUGGGGAGAUGGCCAUUUCCUUCCUUGCACCCAAAGUAGAUGCAGUGGAUGCAUCUGGUGUUGGAAUGGAACCUCUGCCACUGGGAUGGGGCCCUGCUGUUGUGCCCUCACUUACACAGCUCCUUGGAAAAUGCUGAGACAGGGAAGAGCUGUGGCUGCAGGGACUGCUGAGACACAGCACAAACACUCCUGGAAUGACCUGGGGACCUGUCUGCCUGACCGCCAGCACAUCGAGCAGGGACGGGGGACAACAAGACCACCUUGCUUUGUGCCAUCUUUUAAUGCCCUGCCGUUCCCCAGCUGGUGCUAGGAGCAGAUACACCACUGCUGGCAGCCUGGAAUGCUGCGUGAUGCUUACCUCAUCCUUGGGCUGUCUGCAGGAGGAGGAGGGGAGCAUGGCAGGAUAAUGAAAGGAUUACUUACAGCCAGCCUCCCCGAGCCCUGCAGCUCAUCUAUGCUGCUUUCAGAGCUGUGGCAGGGGGAGUGGGGAGGGAUAAUUUAGGAACAUGAGAAGUGAUUUAAUUAGGACGUGGCUGCUCUCUCCUGGAUGCAACCCACCACCUCCUUCCAGUGCUUGGGGCUCCCUUUUUCCUCCCUCCAGCAUGGACAGGGCUCAGCUAUGCAAGCACUGCUUAUUCUAAUUAUUAAACUGUGCACUCCUGCACCCCUGUGCUUUCCCAAGCAAGACCCCAGCAAUCCCUGUGGGUUCCAUAGCCCAGUUAUCCCAGUAAGAGCUCCUGCAGCCCAGAGAUCUCUGCAGCUCCCACUGGUCCCAUCCUAGGAGCAUCCCUGAGCUGCACAUGGGGCUAAGGUCCACAGGCUCUCGGUUACUCACUGCCAUUCAAAAGGGGUAGGUGGCAGCCCCAACACUGAUUUUCUCCCAUGUUAUUCCCCUCUGGAUUUUCACUUCUCCUUGUCCUGCUGCACCUGCCUUAUGAGAACUGUCUUCCCAGGGCACAACAAACCAGCACUGCCCUGCCAGCUAUUCUCCCAGUCCUCCCAGUCCAGCAUCACUGGAGAGCCUCAGCCAGACCUGGCUGCUGCCUGUCCACUCCCAUGCUGUCUGUGGGGAUUAUCAUCCAGGACUCACAUUAACCCUCUUAGCCCAGCCUGGAGCACGUGGGCCAGACCUGCUCCUGCCCCACAGCUCAUAAAGCCCUUCCCAGUUCCCAGAGCCCCAGCACUGACCCACUUACCUGCCUACAGCUCUAGAAGCAGAUUGAUUUCCUGCAACCUGAUUACAGCAAUGCCACAGCUCCCAGGAAAUAGAGGACUUUAUUUACAUUUUUAAGCUAAUUUGGAGAAGGAUACUGGUCUGGAAAACAGGUGUAUAGUCAGCCACAGGGAAGCAGCAAGCAACUGCUCCUGAAGCUCCAUGAAACAGUUCUGGGAGCUGCACAUAGCAAUGAUUUCAUUUUACAUUUCAUCUGUUUGGAAUCAAGGAGCAGCCAGUGUUUUCUUUCACAAUUACAAGCUGCCAUCUUAAAGCCCUGCUGAAGCUGUCUAGUUUGUUUUGUUUUUUUUGUUUUUUUUCCUCUGCUAUUAUAAUAUUCAGGAACAAAUUCCUGUGGAAGGGCUAUCUGGGUGCCAGUGGCUACUGCCAUCCCCUUUUUUUCUAUGUGCAUUAAUGAGUAGUCAAUUAAAAAUUAAUUAAUACAUGUUCUGUGCAGAGUGUGUUACUGCUGUAGGAUAGCAUAUGACACAUGAAAUGACCAAUUUUGUAAUCCUGUUUAAAAAAACCCCGCAAGUGUGCUUGAGAGGCCCCACUGGCCUCACAGGUGCCGGAGAAUUACACUCCAAUCCUUUAAUACCCUGCUGGGUGCAUCCCCAGCACCCCAGCUCUGCUGGGGAGGACUCUGUGCUUUGUGUGCCACAGCCUAACAGGAAUUUCUGUGCAUUUUUAGAAAUGAAUGUUUUUAAAUAGAGUAAAUAUCAAUGGUUAUAAGGCUCAUUCAGUAACUCUUUGGUCUUUUGCAGCUUAAAAGGCUGACUGAGACCCCUGCUAGGAGAGCUGAGAGAUGUGACUGCCAUUGACUUUCCUCUACAGAGGAACAUAAAAGUCACCCUCAGCCCAUCACUCUGUGAGGACUUUCCGGCCCUUCCCCAGCCCUGUGCUGAGCUCCCUUCUCCUCCUGUGUCCCUGUGGAUCUUUUUACUCACCUUUGUCUUGCUGACAAUGGAUUUAUUACUGAGAUUAAAGCUGAGUCACUAAGGAGGGCUCAGCCUGUGCCUCCCUGGGUACUUGUUUAACACUUGCUUUUUAAUGAGGAAGGACUCUUAUCUCAGGAAGAACAUUUCCCUAGAGAACAGCAGUGUGGGAAUGGGGAUAACUGUGGGUUAUAAUUAUAAGUCCCAUUAAUUGCACAAGUUCUCACAUCCUUUGGCUCAUAACCUUGGGCAGUUUUAGACCCUGCCCUGGUGCUGGCUCAGCACUGUCCUCGCUACUCACAGUGGGGUUCAGUCCUGUCUGGGUCAGUAUCAGGGUAUUUGUGUACUGCAAGGCUCAAGUCCAGCCUACCCUAGCCCUGUGGGGUCCUGGUUUCUGUGGGUCUAGCUGAACCUUGUCCUUGUGACUGGAACCCUGGUGGCAGCAGGGUGGCAGUGGGUGGCACGA